This is a messenger RNA of Eimeria mitis, 558 nucleotides long. RefSeq lists its product as uncharacterized. The record is from RefSeq and is a predicted model, not a curated record. The coding region runs from base 1 to 558 and encodes 185 amino acids. NCBI's taxonomy places the organism in Eukaryota, Apicomplexa, Conoidasida, Eucoccidiorida, Eimeriidae. The transcript is spliced from 8 exons.
AUGUCUCUAUACAACUGCAAUACAGCAGUGAGGGUUACCGAGUCAGCGGAGGGACUGGACUGGACCAGGCAGCACCACCACCAGCACCACCCCCAGCACCCCCAGCAGCAGCAGCAGCAGCAGCAGCAGCAGCAGCAGCAGCAGCAGGAGCAGCAGCAGCAGGAAGAUGAAUUCCAAACACGGGGGAUCGAAGGAGAAAGUUUUUUGCUGCGAAAGAGAAGAGCCGCAGACACAGAGAGGCUGAGAGAGCUGCGGGCUCAGCUAGAGAAAGAACAGAUGGAGAGGCAAAUAGAAGAGGCCCUUAUUAUGUACAUGAAGGAGCAGACAGAACAAAUGAAGAAGGAGCAGCGGCGGAUGACGAAAGAGAUAUCGAAGGCGGCGCAGCAAAUGAAGCAAGAUAGAAUCGGAGCAAUGAAAAGACACGAGGCCUGGCAGGUGAGGAAGCAACUGCAGCAGCAGCAGCAGCAGCAGCAGCAGCAGCAACAGCUGCAGCAGCAGCAGCAGCAGCAGCAGGAGCAGCAGCAGCAGCAGCAAACCCUCCGCAGAGACAGAGAAUAG